This is a messenger RNA of Nezara viridula (southern green stink bug), 2636 nucleotides long. Lineage: Eukaryota; Metazoa; Arthropoda; Insecta; Hemiptera; Pentatomidae. The record is from the annotation of a GenBank genome assembly.
AUAAUAAUACCGUACAGAAUAUGUGUAAUAUUCGUUGUAUUAUAAAUUUAUAGAUAAAUUAAAAAAUAUUGACUUUUGAAACUAACUAAUCCGAUUACCGAUUUGUCGGACAUUAAUUUAGUUUUAUAAUUAUAAUUUUAAUUACUUUAUUAAAAAAUGAUAUAAAUUGCGUUAUUUCAGAAACCUUUGAAUUGUGAUUCCCCACCUUGCUUCCUACCUCUAUGUUUAACGGUCAUUUUCAAACUUCUCCCCGCCCUUAGCGUCGUUUCGUUAACUGUUUCUUGCAGACCUGUCUGUUAAAACGAGUUGUUAACAUUGUUCAGGAAAAUAUUAGUUACAUUGUAUUUUAGUUAUAAUGGAUCAUAAUCAGUGGAACAGAAAUGUAAUCGAACAUAGAAUUGAACAGUGGAGGGAACAAAGGGCCCAAAAAAUGGCAGCCAGACUUCAACUCCACUCUACUAAACCUAGAACAAUAUCUUCUAAUGUUUUGGGCUAUGUAAACUACAGACAGCCUAUGACUCUUCAGCCUGGUUUUAGGCAGCAACAUGGAGAAGGUCCAAGGUUCAAUAGCCAUGGUGAUCAAAGAUGGAAUCCUAACUAUAAUUAUUCUGGAUAUAGAGAGCAUCAUUCACCGCAUAAGCAGUAUCAUCAAGCAGAUCAUAGGAAUCAUGGUUAUGGUCAUGGAUCAUACCAUCAACAGCAUGGGCAGAAGAAAGGUGGUCAUUUUAGUAGCCACAAAUCAUUGUAUAACGAUAGGAAAUCGACUAAUAAACCUAACAAGAGAUUUUCUUCAAGUUGUAAUAGCAUUAAUAAUACUACAGAAGUUGGAAACCAGAAUGUUGUUUGCCCAUCAGAACAGUUUACUGCCAUUGCGAAUGAAAAUGCUGGCCCUUCCUCAAAUUUGGAAGUCAAUGUUGAUACACAUCAGGUUAAUUCUGAAUGUAGUGAAAAUAUGACUGCUGUUGUGGAAAAUGCAUUAAAUGUUGAGGAAGAAAUAGAAAAAGGUUCUGAUUCAGAUGAAAGGUUUCAAGAAAGUUCACUACCUGAAUCAGAUAGGCUUCAAGAAAAUACUGUCAGUGAAGCAGUUGAUACUCUCCAAAAUUCUGAACUCAAUGAAAAUCAUCUUCCUGAGCCCCAAAGUUGUAUUGAUAGUUGUGUGCCUGUUGAGGAAGAUGUAAUCAGCAAUAUUUCCGUGCUGGAACCUCCUAUAAAUAGUUCGGAAGAAGAACCUACAUUAUUUAUUGAUGCAACCUCAUCAAUUGCAUUAAAUGUAGAAAAUUCCGAUGAAAUAACUGUUGCUGAAGCUGAAGCUAUCCCAGAAUUACGAGUUGAAGUGAAUGACCCUGAAACCUUUGAACAAUCAGCUGAAAUUCUAUCGAGUGAAAUUGAUCAGAAAGAAGAACUGCAAGAAAAUACUCCUGUUGAAUUAGUCUGCGAACAAGUUGUAAAAAUUCCUGAAAAUCCCACUGUACAUUAUGAAUGUACAGAUGAAGAAAUUGUAACAAAUGUUGAAGAAAUUGUAACAAAUGUUGAAGAAAUUGUAACAAAUGUUGAAGAAAUUUCAGCAAUUGAACAAACAGCAUCUUCUGAAAUUAAUAGUGAUGCUGCCAAUGAAACUCUAGAUUUAGAAUUAAAUUUAAGUUUUAAACCAGAAAUAGAAAUUGUUGUUGAAGAUACAGAAGAGCCUGUAGAUCCUUUGCAACUGAAUGCUGAUGAAGUAGUUGAUUCAGCAUCAAACGAACUGAGUAAUAAUGAAGGAAUUCAAGAGAGUUAUGCUGGAACCUCAUACAAUGAGAAUGCUGCAGUUUUUCCUGUGGCAUUACUUGUUGCUGGUGAUUCAGAUACUGAAGCUUCUAUAAUCCGAUACGAAGAUAUAUCUACAGAAAGUGAUCAUGAUCUUUCUAGGGAAAUUGAACGUGUAGAAAACAAACUUGCUAACAUAAGUAUUGUCAAUAAGGAAGAAGUGACAAGUAAUGAAGAAUGUUUUACUCCUAUGAAAAGAGAAAGACGGCAGGUUUUGUUGGAUGCCACAAACAUCCUCCCCACAUCUACAAUCAAAUUUGCUGUCCGUGAAGUCAGGAAAAAUGAUGAAACUGAGGUCAUUGUUACACCUGUACGUCGAUCUGCUCGUUUGAGCACUUUGACACCUGUAUCUGCUCAUAAGAAUAUUUGUGUGCAAAAGCUAGAAGAACUAUCUCCUGAAGUUAUCCAAAAAAUGAAAUUUAUACAAAAUCCAGCCAUCGAGAAUCCACCCGAUUCAUGUAUUAAUAUGGUGGUGGACCCUUUGAAUGUCGAUGCUAUUGAGGCAAAAAAGAAAAAGUUAGUGAUACGCACUUCACAUUUUGUUAAAGAUACUUAACAAGAAAGUCCCUUUAUAAAUUAGUGUUUUUUUUCUCUUGAUCUAUAAUUUCUACUGGGAUAAGAGUAUGUUUAUGGAUUAAUUUUUAUAGGAUAUAACGGACUUUCAUUAAAAGAAGACAAAAUGUAACUAAAACUAUGAAAGAUACUAACAAACAUUUAAGAAGAUAUAAAUUAUUUAUUUAGGUACUCAUACAUUUUAUGGUUUAUGAUUUUCAAUAAUGAACCAUUGUGUUCGACCGAAAAAUUCAAAACCUUUAUUCCUCUCAUAAUUUAAG